Molecule: messenger RNA, 1684 nt
Organism: Falco peregrinus (peregrine falcon)
Lineage: Eukaryota; Metazoa; Chordata; Aves; Falconiformes; Falconidae
Gene: C2H12orf76
Product: chromosome 2 C12orf76 homolog
Exons: 2
Coding region: 29-223 (64 amino acids)
Source: RefSeq, a predicted model, not a curated record
GGCCGGCCCGGGCGCGGCACCGUGGGCCAUGGCGCUGGCGGCGGCGCGGCGCUGGGCACUGGCGGCACUGGCGCUGCUGGCCCCGGGCCCGGCCGAGCGCAGCCGGCCCUACGCCGUGCUGCAGAAGCAGAACCUGGUGCUGCUGGGCAGCAUCCUCAGCGCCCUGCUGCUCACCAUCAUCCUCAUGGCCGUCUGCGUCUACAAGCCAGUCCGGCGGCGGUAGCGGAGCGGGAUGGCUCCAUCGAGGGAUCGGUCCCACCUGGUUCUCCCGCUUGACACCCAUCCAUCCCACCUGCCAGCCACGGGGGAUGCCCUGGCGAUGGGUGCGCAGCUCUUCGCCCGCUCAGCAUCGCCUGGCUCCAUCGCGACACUACUGGAAAGCCUGGCAGGCUGCCUCCCCGCAGCGAAGCCGCUGGGCAUCGAGUGGGGUCUGUAGCAUCGCGCCUUCUCCCCCAGCAAAACGGGAGCUGACACGACGCCCUGGGAGCAUCCCGGGUGCCUGGGUGCACCCAGAGCCUGGCAGGCUGCGGGGAGCACUGGGGACCCUGGGUCAGCACGAGGACGCGGCCAGGCUGCUGACACUGCUGUCUGACCCUAGGCCCGUGUGCUCCGUGCCACCACAUCUUGUUUUGCUUUCUGAUUAAUUCAGCUCCCUGCUUGAAUGCCGAGUCUGGAGGGUUUGUAGUGCAGCCUUUAAAAAUAGUCUGAAGGCAGAAGGCUCAGCGACUUGCUGCAGGGGUCUGGUACGGGCUUGCCUCUUGAGCAGAAAUGCUGGAGCUCGAGCAGGUGCUGGUGUAGCUGUUCAGGGACAGGCUCCUCAUUCCUGACAUUACAUGCUUUAACUCUUCGCUAAAUAGCCCCAGACAGCCGUGCUGAACUGUUACAAACCGGGGUGCGGGCAAGGGUUUCCAGCUUGUGCCAAAGGCUCCUCUCCUUGCCAGUGGAUUUGUGCUCCUGAGCAGGUCACUGUCCUGCUGGAGAUGGCAGCCUGCAAGCAGGGAGAUGCUCGAGACUGCAGGGCUCAGGCUCCCCAGUUGCAUUUAAGCUCCAGACAGACCCCAUUCUAUGCAUUUUCAGUAAUAAAUCCAAGUGUUUACACUGAAAUCACACUUGCAUACAAAUGCUGCUAUUUUGUUUUGCACUGCUAUUAGUAACUGGAUUUUUCUUACUAAGUAUUACUUUGGUAUUUAACAUAGGGGUGUUUUGGCUAGUAAUUUAUUCAGAGUUUUAAAACUUAACUUUUCCAGAACAAUUGUGUUGACCUGUUCUCUAAAACCUUGUGCUGCAUCUGGUGCGUUUUCUGUUCAGUUUGUUUUAAAGGACACUGACCACUGUCAUUGCAACGGGGUAUUUUCUUCACUGCUGGUCUGUUAGUGAAAGGACAGUAGGAGGCUGGCCUAGAACAGAUCUAGUUAUUAACCUAAGUGAAACAUGAGUGAGGAGGCAAGGUAACACUGCUCUGUUGCUUUCUGAUCCUUUGUUUUUUUGACUGGAGUCCUGUAUCGCUGAUUUUUCUUGGUCCUUUAUUGGAUGUAAAACUUGGCCUGUAGCUGUGUGCUGUUCAUGGGGUGGCUAGCGGAGCUCGCAGCUACGGCUCCCCAUUCCCCGGAGCAGCGUUCUUGUUUGCAUUCAUUUUUCACUCCCCGCUAUGUCUCUUUGUACAAAUAAAAAGCUAAGGAAACAA